Molecule: messenger RNA, 851 nt
Organism: Ilex paraguariensis (yerba mate)
Lineage: Eukaryota; Viridiplantae; Streptophyta; Magnoliopsida; Aquifoliales; Aquifoliaceae
Source: the annotation of a GenBank genome assembly
AUGUCAAAGGUUGUACAAUGCAUUGUAAGUUGCAAGAAUGUAGAUGGUGGAUUCAAAUGCAUGCCUGGUGCAAAAUCUCAUGCAAGGGGAAUUGUCAAGGAUCUGAAGUAUGCUGAUUCUCAUGAGUGGCUGAAAGUCGACGGUAAUUCUGCUACUGUAGGCAUCACUGACCAUGCUCAGGAUCACUUGGGUGAUGUUGUGUAUGUUGAAUUACCGGAAGUAGGAGUUGCUGUAACACAGGGUGGAAGUUUUGGUGCUGUGGAAAGUGUCAAGGCCUCUAGUGAUAUCUACUCGCCAGUUUCAGGGAAAGUGGUUGAGGUUAAUGAAGAACUCAAUAACUCUCCUGGUCUGGUUUCUCAUCCAAUCGCACUACUCAUAAGAUUAUCCAAAAGCUUUAAUUCUUGGGCAAGGUCGAAUAAUUCACAGGUUUUUAAGAAUUCUAGGGGGUUGAAUAAUUUGGGCUGUCUUAAGUUUAAAAAGAUUGCAAAGCCGGUUAUGGAGAAUGAGGUUGGCCCAAUAUCAAAGGAUCUGAAGCCCAUCGUUAUAAUACAGAGGGCGGAGAGGGAUAGGGUUGUUCUCUAUGACAAAUUUGGUGAGGGAGACAACGGAUGCAAUGACGACGCCGAUGUUCGCCUUCGAUUUCAAGUCGAAGAUUUGUCGUUGUUAGAAGAUAAGGGAAAUGGGAGGGACAUUGAUGAAAAUCUGUCUUUGUUUGUUAAGAAAGGAAUUACAGAAUGUGAGAAUUUCAGAGAUGAGUUUGAAGAUGGUUUCUCGGGUAAGGAGAUUGAGCAGAGAUUAAAGGCUAUGGAAGUGGAAGAAGGCUUCUGCCAUUCAAGAUUUUGAGUUGGGGG